This is a messenger RNA of Photinus pyralis (common eastern firefly), 1760 nucleotides long. RefSeq lists its product as uncharacterized. The coding region runs from base 504 to 1097 and encodes 197 amino acids. The record is from RefSeq and is a predicted model, not a curated record. NCBI's taxonomy places the organism in Eukaryota, Metazoa, Arthropoda, Insecta, Coleoptera, Lampyridae. The transcript has 2 exons.
AGUACCACAGGGUUCCAUUUUGGGGCCCCUUCUCUUUGUAUUGUUCAUAAACGACCUUCCUGAGGUGCUCAAUUGCUCGACGUUAAUGUAUGCAGAUGAUGUCAAGCUUUUUGCUUCUAUCUCAUGUGUUGAUGAUUGUGUUACAUUACAAAGGAAUUUGGAGCGUUUACAUGAGUGGUGUCGCACCAAUAAACUUAAUCUAAAUAUAGGCAAAUGUAGAACUAUGUCGUUCUCUAGAAAGAAGCAUCCUAUAAAUUAUCAAUACAGCAUUGCUACGCAAACUUUAAUACGUUGUAAUGAAUUCAAGGACCUGGGAGUCAUAUUUGAUGACAAAUUAUCUUUUAAUAAACAUAUAUGUGAACUGGUUUCAUCAGCAAACAGAACGUUGGGUUUCAUUAUGAGAUGUAGUAAACAAUUUACUAAUAUUUAUACACUAAAACAUUUAUUCUGUAGGCUUGUUCGAUCUCGUGUUGAAUACUGUGCCUUAAUCUGGUCACCUUACUAUGUUCUAUACAAAGAAGGCUGCAGCAUUAAAAGAGAAAAAACAUGACAUAGAAGAUGGUAGCAUAUUACCCAGUACUGAAAACGAAUGUUACAUUACCGAUCAAUGUAAUGAUUGCUCUAUUGACGAUUCUUUUGCUAUACCUAUUGUAUCAGAAAUUAUGGACACUAGCAAUACAUUGUCCUCAAAGGAAGAAAUGGAAACCAAAUACUUUUCCUAUGCUUCCUCAAUAAACGACAGCGAUGUAGAAGAAAAUGAAAUGAACGCUGAUUUGGGUUUAUCUGGUCGGCGAAUUGUAGAUUUACAUCAUUUAUUCAAUUCUCUAAAAUCUUUAAAACAAAACGGCUUUGGAUGUUCUUUUUAUGACUUGGAAAUUACAGGAGAGAAAUUGGAGGGAUUAGAAAGCACACUGACGUUCAAGUGCAACAUGUGUGGAAAAUUAGAUACCAUCAAGACAAACGGUGGCAAAUCAUCUUUUGGUUCUGCUACUCGUAGUGCUGUUAUCGGUUGUUUGACGGUUGGAAUUGGGUACAGUCAAUUUUCUGAACUGCUUGCGGCAAUGGAUAUGGACUGUUACACCACAGCAGUGAUCUGAUAUACACCAAUUUGGUGUAAUUAAGUACAUUCUAAUCUUUUCCGUACGGCAUUUCUUGCUUAAAAUUACCUAAGUAAUUAUCGCACAUUUCCAUAACAUAAUUACAUCUUUAUGUCCAUUCAAGAUGCAAAAUUGUCAACACAAAACCAUGCACUUAAUCACAGAUAGAAGUGCCUUCACUUUAACCUAUUAUGUAUGCAAAUUAGUUUAUGACCUCUAUUGUCCCUAAGACAUGCCUAGGGUUUUACCUGAAGUUGAGAGAGACUAUUUCGAUUAAUAGGAAAUCUAAGCGACUUUCGCCCUUACAAGCAAUAAUAAAAUAUUGGUUUUUGACACUUUUUUGAUAGUAAAUUUGAAUUCUAACAAUUUCUCAAAUGCUAUAAAAUUCCUUAAAAAAAUAUUGUACGCUCCUAUGUUUAUUACAAAAUUGUAUCAUUGUUCGUUAUUAUGCAGUGUGGACUGCUAUUAUUUCAAUAAAAAAAUUCACAGAGGCGUUAUUAUUAAUUGUAUUAAACCGUAUAAAACAUAGGAGCGUACAACUCUAACCGCAGAUUACGUUGACGUAUCACAACUUUUUUCACAUUGCAUAAUUAAGAAAAAAUGUGUCAAAAACCUUAACAUUGCUCUUAUGGAAGUAUGGUGUGUUGCAAACUUGCGACUAGA